GGUUCCGUCAUACCUACGCGAAACUUUGAUAGAGCAACAUGAAGAUAUUGUGGUUUUAUUUUUUCUUUCACUUGGUUUUUGCAGACAAUAAAUUUGGAUAUUCUUACUUAAAAGAUGUUAAAUUGUGCCACCAAUGGAACUGUAUAAACAACCUACUCCAUCUACCAGACGCGUUGCCUCCUCGAAAGCAAACAACUGAAGUUUUGAAGUCUUUACUACCCCAAGGGGCUUGGCAAGACGUUGUAGAGUCAGUCCUUGAUGGGUGUUAUGGAAAAAGAUAUAGAAUAUGCACAAAUACUUGUCCAGGACAGGCUUUGUUGCAUUGUAUAGUGGAUCAUCUCAUAUUGAACUGUCCAGAUGAAAAUGUGCGAAAAGCAGACGCGUGUUCGUCUUUGACAAGCUUAGCUGGAUUCAAAUACAUGUUCGCACAAAGUCGAUACGACAAUUUGGAAAAGAUUCUGCCAGCGGAACAAAGACCGGCGUGGUUUUUGAAACACUACUUCAAUACAAAAUGCUGCGACCUGCCACCCUUAUUCAACAUUGCGGACCUCGCGACUUGUGGAUUUUCCACCAUUAUCAAUUACUACAAGCAUCCUCCACGUCAGACUACUUCCGCUACUACUAUCACCUUACUUGAUAAUGUUAAGAGCAAGGUGGCAGAACCUUCUUCCUGGAAGGGGUCCGGAAUCGACAUUGCGCAUCGGUACCCCCCAGCACGCGGGAAAACUCCUCACGACGAAGCGGGUCACAUCGUCCUUUUCGUGUCUGCCAAACUUAUCCGAUCAGCUGCCAAGAACGUCAAACAUGUAUCGAUAGAAGGUAACAAAAAUUCUGUGCAUAUGUUGAAUAUCAGUGACCUGAAAGAUUUUAGCUUCAGUAGUGAACAGGAAGAUCCUCUGAACUGCUGCAACAUGGACAACUUUAUCGACCCCGCCUGGAGAUCGGAAUGUGGCUUCGAACUUAAAUAUUCAAACGACGAAAGACUGAUUAUUGUUAAUAGAACUCUUGUACCACCCAGCACUACUCCAGCUCCACCUACUAAACUUAGAGUUAAUGAUAUUAAAGUGUUACCUCUGUCAUGUGAAAAAGAAAUCUGCAUCUUCCGUCGAUUAGACAUUGUAUCCGAAUCAGGCGCUGUCAAUAGAGAUGCAUUUAUGAAACUUUUGGACAAUAUAACUAAGAACCAACCAGAGUGGGACAAAGCUAAAGCUCGGGUGCUCACAAAGUGUUUGCACAAACCUGUGAGGAGCUAUACUUACGAUUGUAAAAUUAAUAAGGUUUUAGCUUGUACGUUUGAUGUUCUUUCUGAGAACUGCCCUAAUGCUACCAAGGAUGACCCAUGCAAACACAUUUCCAGAAAUCUUUCAGCGAUAUCUCAUGAUAAUAUGACCUGCCAGAUUAGUUCAUCAAAAUAUGGACCCAAAAAUCGUCGUCUGUUGUGUGAACUUCCAAGUUUUGUGAAUUACACGAUUCUAAAAGAAUGCGGUGUAAAUACAUUCUACCGAACCGAGAUGGAACCAAUAGUGCCAAAAUACAGAAGUCUAAAUCGCGGUUGGUGUUCUUCGUGUGUUACGUGCAAAGAAUUGACGCAUUCUACGAAAUGUCUUCUCAAUAAAAUGGAUGUUCUAAGCAAAUAUAACUUCAUAGACUAUUUUAAGAUGAAGGAUCAAAUUCGUCGGUUUACGUCGAAUAAUGAAGACUGGUCCACAUUCACCGAUAUAUAUCUCAGCAGAUUUACAUCUAUGCUUUUGUAUGAAGAAUAUUGCAGUUCGCCGAAGAAACUUUUAAAUAUUAUUGACGUUAUGCUAUCUACUUGCCCCUUAUCACGUAGAAAAGACACACAGACAUGCAACAAAAUAUUCGAAGACAUAAUCAAAACUCCCCGUCGAACAAUAAAAAAACACAAAGAAAUGUUGGGCCAUUUCGAACCACGAAUGGAGUACCCGUUACCAGCGUACCAUUCAUCCCGCCUGGACUGGCAACACGAUCGACCAGCAUUUACUGUUAAAAAGCAAGUUCAUAAGAAUCCCUUACACGAUUUUGGUAUUUUAAAUUCGAAAAACGCACCUCCUGUAACAAUUAUCGAUGUUAAACCGCGUGAGGCCAAUGAUUAUGAUAAUAGAAAGCCUUCAGUUAUUUUACCAGUUUAUUUAAGAUCAGACAAAAUUCAUGGAAGUCUGAGUAAGUGGCCCAAUGAUGGCAUUUUGAGGAGCGCCGAUCCCUAUGGUUUGCAUAAGCAGAUUCUUGCAGCCCAAAAUAAAACUGACAUUACUAAUUCAACAAACUCAUAAAGUAGUCGUUUUAAUAUAAGUAUCUAAUAAAUCGUGAAAUAUACAAUGUUUUUAAACUUUCAUUUAGUUUAUUUAUUUAUUUAUAUUAAGAAUUGAUUAACGUAGGUACUUUAAUGUUGCUGCAAAUGUAAUUGUGAACAUGUGUUUUUAAAGCCUUUUGUGCCUGUUGUUACCGGGCGAGUGAAAGAAUUAUAAUAUUAAUGUGUGACACCUUUAACGCGUCAUUUGCACGUAUAUUGGCGGCUCCACACGCUUGCCAUUUACCGAUAGCCCCAAAUGUCUACGAACGCUUGGCAAAUUAGGUGAGACAAACUUCAGCACCCUCACGCCUGCAAACGCGCAGCUGUGCUGCAGAGAAGAUAGAAUAGCGGACGUCGAAUUUGUGUCUCCUAUUACGGCUUGACCUAUUUUUAUUACAAAAAGAAGCAAGAUGAAAGGAAUUGUGCGUCUGCUACUUUUUGUCUUUAUGGUACUUCCUUAUGCUUCGAAUUCCAAAUGCAAGGUUUUGCUUGGUAGCACUCCAGAAAUAAUAAAUUACUCUCAUUUGACCAGUCAUCUAUUUUCCAAAUUUAUAACCACGGAAAGCUUCAGGCUCCUAGAUUAUAAUAGUUUUUUUAAAAUUCUUUCCGCUAAGGAAAAGGCAAAGGUUUAAAACUUAAAAAAAAAGGUUUAAAAAUGUAUGAAGACAGUACAGCGUCAUUUUAAAUAUUAUACGCCAUAUCCAUCAACCCAACGUAGCAGAAAAGAAACAUUUGUCGACACUUCUCAACCAAUACUAACUAGCACAAAUGUGUGGAUACAUGGUAAGCGCUUGCCGCAAGCUUCCUUUGAUUUAUGCGCAAAAUCGGACAUUUGAACGGGUCGGCGACAAACACAUGCAAGCUCGCAUAAGCCAAUACAAAAGUUAGGUAUGCGUGUGGAGCCGGCAUAAAGUAUGCCGCGUGCAAUGGUUUCAAUUGGUCGUCUCUGGUAAUGAGCCAGCCAAUUGCUACAGCCAGUUGGCAACACGUGUAAAUAAAGGUUAUUUAUAUAUGUUUUUAUCUUAGAUCAAAUACAUUAAGACAUUAACUCCAGAGAUAUUUAUUUAUGUUUAUAUGUUAGAUUCUUUUUGCUGAUCUAAGAGAUUAGACUUUAGGAACCGUUUGAUACAUGUAACUCAUUUUUUGAUAAUUUUGUGGAUUGGAUCGUUUUUGCUUGACUACUAUUACUAGUUAUGAAAUAUCAUCGAGUAUAUAACCAGAAAUAGAGACGAAAUAAGGGCCAUAAAUUCCUGGUAACACAUUAGCGAUACAG
Messenger RNA from Hyposmocoma kahamanoa, 3584 nucleotides. RefSeq lists its product as uncharacterized. The transcript is spliced from 15 exons. The record is from RefSeq and is a predicted model, not a curated record. Bases 39 to 2291 code for a protein of 750 amino acids. Lineage: Eukaryota; Metazoa; Arthropoda; Insecta; Lepidoptera; Cosmopterigidae.